UGGAGUGUCGAAUUUAAACCAAAGAAGAAGAAUCUCGUCUCUGAACUGGUUGGAUUUUCAGAUGGAGGACCAGACGCUGUUGGUGAAAAUGGAGAACACUUACAGAAUGACGGACAGAGACAUCCGGCUGAUGAUCCAGCUUCGAGCCUCCAAUGAUGCCAUCUUCACGGGGAGGAGGAACUCUGCCAUGAGAGGCUGGAAGGCGAUUCGGAGAGAGAUGGGGCUGCAGGGCAUGUUGUCAGCGCGGCAGCUGAAGAAGAAGUGGGACAACAUGAAGGAGAAGUACCGGGCGCUGAAGAACCCUCCAGAAGGCAUGGAGAGCCAGACACAGCCCAACACGUGGCGUUGGUUCCAGAUGAUGGAUGAAGCCAUGACGGGCCGCCUGGUUGGGACCGCCAACAUCGUGCAACCCUCCCUGCUGGAUGAAGAUGAGAAUGCCAACUUCACUCCUCCACUCAUUCUGACCGGCGUGGGGACGCCUCUCUCUGGACUAGGCGAUGCUGAAAUGGCUCCUCUAGAAGAUGACGUGACACUCGGGGGCGUCCUGGAGCUCAAUGAUGACGACAGCAGAAAAGAUGAGACGCAGACCAAAACGGAGCUGCUUCCUCAGAUCGUCUCGGUGGAGCAGGGAGACGGAGCGCCGCUGAGAAUCCCUCCACCGCAGAGUCAACCAGUGAUCAACAGUAACCAAACCGCCGUCUAUUACGCCACCUUACUGCCUGACUACACCACAGAGACCGUUAAGACGGCGUCCUCGACUUCCAGAGACACGGUAAAGGGCGGGACAGAGGUGGACAAGAAGAUGGUGGAGCUGCAGAGAGAGAGGCAGGCUCUGGAGCGAGAGCAGGCCGAGUUCGACAGAGAGCUCAUCGCGCUGGAGAGAGAGCGAGAACUGCUGCGGAGAGACGUGGCCUCGCUCGAGAGAGACCGGACCAAUCUGGACAGAGAGCGGGCGGCGAUAGAGAGGGACAGAGCGGCGGUGGAGAGAGAGAGGGCGGUGAUGGAGAGAGACAGAGCGGCUGUAGACAGAGACCGGGUGGUUCUGGACAGAGACCGGGCGUUUUUGGACAGAGACAGAGCGUUCCUGGAGCGAGACCGCGUGUUGGUGGAGCGAGCCCGGGAGGAUUUAGAGAGAGAGAGAGUGCUCUGGCGGCGAGCGAGGGACGGCGAAGGGGAGGGCGUGAACGGACAUCCCGCUGAGAUGGCGUCAGAGAAAGAGGUGGUCUUACAGACGAGGUUUUACCAGCGGCUGACUGCCGCAGAUCUGGACCCUGAGCAGCAGGAGACCAGGCAGAGACUGGUGUCGCUGUUCCAGCGGCUUGUCGAGAAGCUGUGAGCGGCGCCGGCGGCCGCGGCGUGUGUCUACGUGAUCAGGCUGUGAGGUUGUAACUGAUCAAAGACGCCAAGUGACCAAGAAUAAACACAUUUAUACAACUCUGUGUGUAAGGCCAGCACGACAGCAGAAUGUUAGACUUCAACAAUACUUCCAAAAAAGUUGGGACACCGUGUAAAAUUAGAAUAAAAACAGAAGUCGAUGAUUGUUAAAUCUCAUAAACUCAUAUUUGUUUCACAAUAGAACAGAAACAACAGGUCAGAGG
Messenger RNA from Cheilinus undulatus (humphead wrasse), 1598 nucleotides. RefSeq lists its product as uncharacterized. The record is from RefSeq and is a predicted model, not a curated record. The transcript is spliced from 4 exons. NCBI's taxonomy places the organism in Eukaryota, Metazoa, Chordata, Actinopteri, Labriformes, Labridae. Bases 62 to 1336 code for a protein of 424 amino acids.